AUGGCCCGAAACAAGCAAGAGGAUGAGUUUGUCCUGACACUGUCUGACGGCGAAGCCGACCCUACGGUCUCCGACACCGACUCUGAGACUAUUCAGCCCAAGAAAACCCUUAAACGCAAAAGAGAGGUAAAGGACGCGAAGAACAAGAGACAGAAGAGUGGGUUUGACCGGGAGCCUGAGACAGUGAGCGCAUACUCAGACCCAGAAGAUGUCGAUGUCGACGAGCAGGGUGUCAGGGACGACGCCCUCGACCCCGACUUCGAGUUCGACAUUGGCGCGAACACCGUCCUGCAAGACAUAGAGGAAUUCGACGGCUGGGGUCACGAUAUCCCAAUUGCAAAGAACAAAGAUAAAAAAGGGGUUGAUAUUGACGCAAUCAUUGCUCGCCGUGCUGAAAAGAAAUCGAAACCGUCCAAACAUGAGGAACAAGUAGAGGCGGCGGAUUCGGAAGCAGAGGAUGCGAUUUCCGAUGUCGACGACGAGUAUGAUGGUGUCGAGUUACCUGACUUGGGAGACGACGAGCUCCUUGCAGCAGACGUCUUUGGCGCUGAGGCAGAGUCUGAAGGCGAAGAGCAGCGUACAGAGGCCGACGAAGAACAACCGCCUGAUGAGGAAGAGGACGACCAGGGCUCCGAUACCGACUCCGUCGCGUCACCAACAGCUCAUCCCGACGAUCUAGCCUCGGACCACUCCGACGUCGCAUCCCAGACCUCCGUUGAAGAUGAUGCCGAAGAGGCAGCCAAAAGAGCUGCCUUCUUUGCGCCCGAAGAGAAGAAUACCCAACCGAAUAUUACGUCCGUGUCUUCUUUCCAACAGUUUUCGCUAUCACGACCCAUUCUCCGAGGCCUAGCAGCCCUGUCAUUCACUACACCAACACCAAUCCAAGUCCGCGCCAUACCCGUCGCCCUACAGGGUCUAGACGUCGUCGGCUCAGCCGUCACCGGCUCCGGCAAAACCGCGGCAUUCCUCCUACCCAUCCUGGAACGCUUACUCUAUCGACCAAGGAAAGUUCCCACGACCCGAGUAGCCAUCCUCAUGCCGACCCGUGAACUGGCAGUCCAAUGCUAUAACGUCGCGACCGCGCUCGCUCGCUACACGGACAUCACAUUCGCACAAGUUGUAGGCGGUUUCUCCCUCCGCGAACAGGAAACGAUCCUCAAGAAACGACCUGACGUCGUGAUCGCCACACCUGGCCGGUUUAUCGACCACAUGCGCAACUCGGCCAGUUUUGCGGUGGAAAACAUUGAGAUCUUGGUUCUGGACGAAGCAGAUCGCAUGCUUGAAACGGGGUUCGAGGACGAAUUGAACGAGAUUCUGAAGACCAUACCGCAAGGUCGCCAGACUAUGCUGUUUUCAGCGACAAUGACAGAUAGCGUGGACAAGCUCGUCAGAGUGGGCAUGAAUCGGCCCGUCCGGCUGUCCGUCGACGCAAAGAAAUCCACCACCGCCGGUCUAACCCAAGAAUUCGUGCGCUUAAGGCAAGGGCGCGAAGAUAGGCGUCUCGCCACGCUCUGCGUUCUCUGUCAGAAGUUCUUCACUGAGCGAACAAUCGUGUUCUUCCGGCAGAAGAAAGAGGCCCACCGGGUGAGGGUCGUGUUUGGUCUGUUGGGCCUCAAAGCAGGAGAACUGCACGGCAGUAUGACUCAAGAACAGCGGAUUAGUGCAGUCAAUGCGUUUCGAGAUGGCAAGACGACGCACUUGCUUGCCACGGAUCUGGCGAGUAGAGGGUUGGACAUCAAGAACGUGGCGACGGUGGUUAACUAUGAAGCUCCGCAGACGCAUGAGAUCUAUCUUCAUCGUGUGGGCAGAACGGCAAGAGCUGGCCGCUCCGGUCGCGCUUGCACCAUCGCGGCAGAGCCAGAUCGAAGGAUUGUGAAGGCGGCGGUGAAAAGCGCAAGACAACAGGGCGCUAAAGUCGUGUCUCGUGUCAUGGACGCGAACGAUGUCGACCACAUGGCCUCACGUCUUGACGACCUCGAAUCCGAGAUCGAAGAGAUUCUCAAGGAGGAGAAGGAAGAAAAGCAGCUGGCUACCACGGAGGCGGAGCUGCAACGCGGUGUGAAUCUGAUCAAGCACCAAGAUGAGAUCAUGGCUCGACCGAAGAGGACAUGGUUCGAAACCGAAAAGGAGAAACGCGAUGCGCAGACCAAAGGCCGGCUGGAGUUGAAUGGUCCUAAUGGCGUGGUGAAGAUCAGGGGCGAAAAGAAAAAAUUGAGCAAUAAGGAUAAGAAGAGGCUCGAUGACGCUCGAGAGAGGAAGGAGGGCAAGAUGUGGAGGAAGGGCAAGGGAAGUGAACAAGCGGCCAAGAUGGCUGUCAGAGCUAAGAAGAAGAGCAAGGCGGGCAAGGCGAAGGCCAAGGGGAAAGCCAAGGGGAAAAGAUAG
This is a messenger RNA of Cladophialophora carrionii CBS 160.54, 2382 nucleotides long. RefSeq lists its product as uncharacterized. The transcript has a single exon. The record is from RefSeq and is a predicted model, not a curated record. The coding region runs from base 1 to 2382 and encodes 793 amino acids. Gene Ontology annotation, molecular function: RNA helicase activity; nucleic acid binding; ATP binding. NCBI's taxonomy places the organism in Eukaryota, Fungi, Ascomycota, Eurotiomycetes, Chaetothyriales, Herpotrichiellaceae.